Molecule: messenger RNA, 9090 nt
Organism: Rhea pennata
Lineage: Eukaryota; Metazoa; Chordata; Aves; Rheiformes; Rheidae
Gene: SLC44A1
Product: solute carrier family 44 member 1
Exons: 16
Coding region: 133-2085 (650 amino acids)
Biological process (GO): choline transport; transmembrane transport
Cellular component (GO): plasma membrane
Molecular function (GO): choline transmembrane transporter activity
Source: RefSeq, a predicted model, not a curated record
CAGCUGGCGCGCGCCUGACGGGCCCAACGGUUCCCCAACGGUUCCCGCCGCCGCCCCGGGUGGAUGCCCAGCGCCUGCUCGCCGCCGCGAGGCGCCUAGCGGGCAGGGCCGGCGCAGAGACCCGCGGACGCCAUGGGCUGCUGCAGCUCCGCCGCGCAGAGCUCCAAGCGAGAGUGGAAACCGCUGGAGGAUCACAGCUGCACAGAUGUGCCAUGGCUACUCUUGUUCAUCCUCUUCUGUAUAGGAAUGGGCUUUAUCUGUGGCUUUUCAAUAGCUACAGGAGCAGCUGCGAGACUGCUGUCAGGAUAUGACAGUUACGGAAAUAUCUGUGGACAGAAAAAUGUCAAGGUGGAAGGAAUAGUCAACAGUGGUUUGGACCUUACACAGAAGAAGUAUGUGUUCUUCUUGGAUCCAUGCAGUGUUGAUUUAGUACAUCAGAAGAUCAAAUCUCUUGCUCUGUGUGUGUCAGCUUGCCCAAGGAGAGAACUAAAAACUCUAGCUGAUGUUCAGAAAUUUGCAGAAACUAAUGGAUCUACUCUGUGCAGUUAUGAACUACAACCAUCAGAGUACACUACAGACCCAAGGGCUGCCAAGCUGUGUCCAAAGUACCCUGUUCCAGAGAGUGCACCUAUUCCAUUCUUCCAUCGCUGUGCUCCUGUGAACAUUUCCUGCUAUGCCAAGUUUGCAGAGGCCCUGAUCACCUUUGUCAGUGACAGUAGUGUCUUACACAGGCUGAUUAGUGGAGUUAUGACCAGCAAAGAGAUUAUAAUGGGACUUUGCUUGUUAUCACUAGUGUUGUCCAUGAUUUUGAUGGUUAUAAUCAGGUACAUUUCAAGAGUACUUGUCUGGAUUUUAACAAUUCUUGUCAUUCUGGGAUCACUUGGUGGUACAGGAGUCCUCUGGUGGCUCUAUGCUAAGCAACGAGCAUCUGCCAGCACUGUUGAGACUCAAAUAGCAAAAGACAAUCUUCAGGCUCUUCUGAUCUAUGCCAUUUCAGCAACAGUCUUCACGGUUAUCUUGUUCUUGAUCAUGUUAGUUAUGCGCAAACGAGUAGCUCUCACCAUUGCCUUGUUCCACGUGGCUGGCAAGGUCUUCAUUCACCUGCCACUGCUAGUCUUCCAGCCAUUCUGGACAUUCUUUGUGCUUAUCCUGUUCUGGACGUACUGGAUUACCGUCCUGCUUUUCCUUGGCACUACAGGUAGUCCUGUCCCGAAUGAAGAAGGGUUUGUGGAAUUUCGGAUGGUAGGCCCUUUGAAAUAUAUGUGGUGGUACCAUGUGGUGGGGUUGAUCUGGAUCAGCGAGUUUAUCCUAGCCUGUCAACAGAUGACUGUAGCAGGGGCUGUUGUGACAUACUAUUUUACAAGAGAGAAAAGGAAUCUGCCAUUUACUCCUAUUCUGGCAUCUGUUAAUCGCCUUAUUUGUUACCACCUAGGAACAGUGGCAAAGGGGUCUUUCAUUAUCACACUAGUGAAGAUACCACGAAUGAUUCUUAUGUAUAUUCAUACACAAAUCAAGGGAAAAGAAAAUGCCUGUGCUCGCUGUAUGCUCAAAGCCUGCAUCUGCUGCCUUUGGUGUCUAGAAAAGUGCCUGACCUACUUAAAUCAGAAUGCAUAUACAGCCACAGCUAUCAACAGUACCAACUUCUGCACCUCAGCAAAGGAUGCCUUUGUUAUUCUAGUGGAGAACGCUUUGCGAGUGGCUGCCAUAAAUACAGUGGGAGAUUUCAUGCUCUUCCUAGGAAAGGUCCUAAUUGUCUGCAGUACAGGCUUGGCAGGGAUUAUGUUGCUGAAUUACCAACAAGAUUACACCAUCUGGGUGCUGCCACUCAUCAUUGUCUGCCUCUUUGCAUUCCUGGUUGCUCACUGCUUCCUUUCCAUUUAUGAAAUGGUUGUUGAUGUCCUCUUCUUAUGUUUUGCUAUUGAUACAAAAUACAAUGACGGAAGCCCUGGGAGGGAAUUCUACAUGGAUAAAGUUCUCAUGGAGUUUGUGGAGAACAGUAGAAAAUCUAUGAAAGAAGCUGGCCGAGGAGGUGGAGCUGAGGGCAGAGAGCUAAAACCAAUGGCCUCUGGAGCAAGUUCAUCUUGAAACUAGCCAGCCAUUAUGGAACCCAUUGACAUUCCAAAACAGUAUAUAUAUACAUAUAUACAUAAAAACAUACAUAUAUAUAUAUAUAUAUUAAAAAAAACAGCCAAAAUCAGAGAAAAGGAACAGGGAUUUAAUACUUUUUUUAACAAUUAUUUUUGUGAAACAUGUACUCUUUUCAUACGGGUGGCUUUUACAAGCAGCUUUAUCAUUGUUCCUUUUUUUUUAAUUACUCAUUGUGGUCAUGGAAAUGUUGAUUCGUAUCUGCUUGAUAUUUUACAAUCUGGAGGAGAUAUCAUUGUAAAGAUCUUAAACAAUGAUUGGUUUUAGAGAAUCAAAUACCAGAUUUCCCAUGAAACUGCAAAUGUGCUGAGAAUUUUGCUUGUUUGAUUUGUUUAAAUUUACAUUAAAUUCAGGACAGUUCUGAGUAAAAGCUUAAAAUUAAAUCAAAUUUAGAUUUUCAAAAGGUGGUUUCAGUGAGAGUUAAUUCAAUAUUAACUGAUUUGUAAGCAGACAUUUUACCUUGCAGGCCUGGUGGGACACAGUGGGAGACAUGUAGUUUUGUUUCGGUGUCAGAUAUCACAAUAACCAACUCCUCAGGUAUUCAGAUAUGUGGGAGCCCUUGCUAAUGGAAACUAGAAAAUGAGGAAGGAUGAGUUUUUUUAUGCAAUUUUUUCCUGUUUUACCUUACUUUUUCCUCUCCCCCCCUCCUCUGACUUCAGUAGGUACCUUUGCACUUCGGCAGUGCUCCUUCGAAGGGUAUACAUUUUCCAUAUGAACAGUUGAAUUAACAGAUUAUUAAAGCUCAGUCUUAGCCAUACUCAUGAUUAAUUCAUGACUAGAUGUCAGGAUACUGGGGAUGGAAAGAGAAAUGAACUCUCUUACUGUACAAAAAAGUACUGUAUAUGCUUUAUUUCAUCCAAUGCUGGAGAGCUUUGGGAGGUAGAAGGGGCCAUUCCUUGCCUUUUUUUUCAUCCAUAUUUGUAAGUACUGUAGCAGAUGGGUAAAAUAGUAAGGGACAGAGAAACAUUUCUUUGUAAGUGUCACUGCCGGAAUAUUUACCUAACAUUAUCACAUAACCACAGUGGGAGCAUACUCCUUUUUUUAUUUUUAGAUAUUUAUGUUUAUUUUCACUCUGGAAGCUCACCAGAUAUGAAUGCUAAUAUUCAGUUGUUCAGUGUAUUGUAAUGGUAAAUGCUUAAAAGUGUAUUUGCUAAGAACUCAUGAUCUGUCUAUGCUAUAUACUCCUUUUGUUAAAAUUUUUUUAAGAAAAUUAUUUUUGUUAAAGUUAAUAUUUCAAAGCAGAAUUUUUAAACCUCCUGCACUAAAUAUAAGCUCUGUACAGAUAAUGCCUCAAUAAUUUGAUCACUCCAUUCAAGAAAAUAUUUUGAAAGAGAGAAGCCCUUUUACAGAAGCCUUGCAAAUAAAGUGGAGAGGUAUGUCUCGGUAGAGAAAUUUACCACUCACGUAAUCAAGGUGUAAUAAGUGGUUCUUUAUGUGCUUCCUUUCAGAGACCAGACUUUUAAAGUGCUGAUGAAGGGAAUUUUUUUUAUCAUGUAACUAAUCAGUGCUGUUAACUUUUGGGGAUAGUGAAAUAUUUCACUUUUGCUUCUGUAAGUAAUUUGAAACUUAAACUUAUUCAGGUUUCUUUCAGUAAGUCAGUUGAGAGGACUUACUCUUUUCAUAUUACAGAAACUGUAUGAAAAAAUAAUGAAAAUUAAAAAAAAAUACAUUUAUAAGUGAUAGCUAAGGGGAAAGCAAGAAUAAUUAAGAUCUAAUCCUUAAAGUCCUUAGGCGCUUGUUAACUGAACCAUGUCCAUAGUUCUACUGACAUGAGGAGAGCUGUCUGGAACUUAGGCAAAUUGUGUAUAAGUUAUAUAUCUGUUUAAGUGUUAACUGGACUAGAACUUCAACCUAGGAUUUAAACGGGCGCGCUGAUGGGGCUUCUCAAUGCAGAUUAGCUGUUAGGCUACCUAGAAGAAGAACUGGAACAGCCAAUUUGUGGAGAGAAUGAAUUUUUGCUGUACCAGUGGCCCAAAGUGCAUUGGCCACUGAACCCUGAACAUUUGUGCAAAUCAGUGGGGUUUGGCAAAAGAAAAUAAAAACUGGCUCAGAAGAAUCCUAGGAAUAGGAUUUCAAGGCUAAGAGACUUACAACAUACCCGGUUGCUCUGGAGAAACUGUAGUUUCCAUCUGAUUUGGAAGUUUGGAGAUUAUUGGAAGUUAUUGAAGCUUUGGAUUCUGUUCAUUUUUGACAUCAUAUUUCUGCCAUGACAUGUUCCACAGGUUUGUACUCUCUGCUCACUGGAAAUCCUGCGUGGGGGCUUUUCUCUUAAUUCAUAACAGGACUGCAACUGGAAACAAAUUUUGUAUUUUUGUAUGACUUGACUGUGCACCAAUUUUUUAACAGUUUAUCCUGUUUUACAAAUAAAAUUGUUUUAUUUACAGGGUGUUUAAAAGAUACAGACAACACUUUUCUAUGGGUAGCUGUAAUGUUUGAGUGCUAUAUCUAUAUCAUUAUGAAAUUUUUAAUAAAAUCUUGUGCACUGUUCUUGCGCAUAUACCUGGCAUGUAGAACUUGUCAGUUGCAAAGUGACCAUGCCAAAAUGCAUUACAUCCUCAUGCAAGGCUUUCUAGUGGCCCUUUAAAGCUUUUGGAUGCUCCUUGAAGCUUAUUUGCAACAAAACUACAAGCUGCCCUCCUCCAGCCCUGUCUUGUGCAAGGGGAUAAGUAGAAAAUUGAACUCCAAAGAUAACUUUUCAGGACAAAUUUAGACAAUGCUUUCCUUUCCUUCACUAGUGGGGAUAGUAGAAAAGGAGAGCCCUUUGAAUGUAAAUCCCUGGUUGGCAGUACAGGUGCUGUGGGUUGCCAGUGGUGGUAGACUAAAUAUUCUACAUGCCAGCUGUUUUUCUCUGCUAGUACAUGAAUUGCAUUGUGAGAAACUCUGACUGGAGAGUAAUGCUGAUUCUGCAUUGGGAAUGACAUUGCAGAGGGAGUAGAUGAGACAGCUAAGGUAGAGAAAUCAUCUCUUGGGAAGGUCCACUGACCCAAGCACUGCUUGAGGGCUAGUGAUUCAGGCUGGAUAAUUCGGUUUUUAAAAAAACAAUGAGCCAAGGUAAUUACUAGUUCCUGCAGACGGUUUGAAUCGUAGUCUCCAGUCAGUUACACUUUAAAGGAAAACAAAUGCACAAUUUUUAAAAUUCUCAGAUUUUGUAUUUCUAUUUUGUCCUCCGCUUUAUUUGUAAGCUGAACAGAUCUUUAUUGUUUCUUUCAGCCCUUGAGAUUCUUUAUCGCUCUCAUAGCUCUCAUUUCUAUAUUGCUUUCUCAGCAAAGAAGUGCCAAGUGGCAGAGCAUCAGCUCUCCUUUUUCGCACUGAUCUUAGGACAUGCCACAUAUCCUGAAUCAUUGCCUCAGGAAGGCAAUUACCUGGGCUGAAUGGUAAAGGGAGAAGAUGCUGAGCUCAGGUUUUGAGUGCUUUUUGUUGCUGUUUUUUGUAUGACAUCACCCCCAUCAUUGUGCUUGCUGUGAUCAGUAGUGCAGACCCCCAUUUCUACAAAUAUUUUCUGCACUGCUCCACAGAUAGACUAAGCACAUCCAACGGCCAGAAACAAGACGGAGUUUAAUGUGUGGCCUUAACCUGGCAUAGUAACUCGAGGAGUGUUUGUAUUAGGAAAGUGUGACCCAGAAGGGAGAAUUUAAAGGAGAAAACCCAGUUACAGGCCCAGUUAUCCAGCAGCUAAUCCAAGAGUCAUUCCCCACAUUUCCUUACAGUACCUUCUCAGGGUGGUUACUUUUUUUUUCUGAAAGGGCUUUUCCUACAGCAAGCAAUUAGCCUGCUCCAGUGCUCCCUUUCAGGGAGCAGGCAAGGUAUGCUGGCUCUUACUCUUUCAGCAGAAAAUGGGGAUGCAAAGCAGAGACAAGCUCUGCUUGAAUCAGCCAGUAUUUGAGACAACAUAUUUAACGUGCCCUCAUGACAUGCACUUUAGUGGUUUGCUAUGAAUAGUUACAAUGUAUUCUGUGAAUGUACCUUAUGAAAUCAGAAUAAAAUGCAUGUAGCAGAAAUAUAUACUCAUAAUCAUGAAGCAGUGAUCAUUUGUUUCUUAAUGCAUAUUACAUGUUGUAUUGAAUAUGGCACAGUCAUUUAAGAAUUAUUGAGUAAGGUUUAAAAGUAAAUACCAGUAAGCACUCUUGUUUUUAAAACUAUGGCUUUGCUUGUACAGAUAUUGUUUUCUAAAUCUCAGAUCCGUUGCUUCCUGAACAACUUGGUAGUGUUGCAUUAUCACCACAGAAAUCUUAUGUUGUCUUUAUGGGGAAAAAAAAAAUCUAUUCCCCAGAACAAAACCCAAAAUACCUGUUUGAAGCAUUGCUUGGUUCUUAGGGGUGACAGAAGUCUACUCUAAAUAUUUAAUUUUAAGUUCUAUUUCAGCCAUUUCACUUCCAUUGUUAUUUCCAGCACAUAACAAGAGAGAUCAUGGAGAUUAGUAAAUAUGUAUUUCUUGUGCUCUGUAGCAAAUACUGAUUUCCAAGAUUUUUUUUUAUAUUUGGAGAGAUCAGAGAAGAGAUGAAACUUGUCUCUUGUGAUGUAGGUGUCAUGUAUGGAAGGCAGAAUUUCUAUUCUAGGACAAGGCUGUGAUGUGUCUUGGAGUGUUUGCAAGCUGAUGCCAUCAAGCCAAAGCUCUUCAGUGAUGGUAGAAUUAUGAAAGUAUUUCUAGGAACAACAAGUCACGUGAAUCCUUCUGAAAACAUCUAUUUGGAAAUUAAGCUACCUGGCAUCCAUUUGGGAGAGGUCAGCUAGAACUAGCAGAAAACUAGCAAACACCGUCAAAUCCUACUCAUCUGACUCACUGCAGCAGUCAAGUAAUGUGUGAAUAGGCUGAGCAGGAUUUGAUAUUUUAAGUGUUUGGUACCUUUUUACAGAAACGUGGGACUUACCUUACAACCAAAGUCGCCAGGGUUAAGAGCAAAAGCACUAGUUAGCUUUAGCAGAACUAGACUAAUUUUGAUAUAUUUAAAGAUAACUUUAGCCUCCCUACAUGUGUAAUAAAAUACAUUGGCAAGCUAAAUGGCUGCCAUUCCUCAAGUGGCUGCUCCUCUCCUCUCUGACUUGAGUAAAAUGUGGACAGGUAUUUCAGAAAGAUUUUAUGAGAUUAGGAUGCUGAAUACUCCUGAAAUCUAGCAGAAGUUGGGAGCUGACUUGAGUUCCUAUGAAAGUCUUAGUUUUUAACCCUGAAGUAAAAACUGCAUGUGCGCCAGUGUUGGUUUUGGGAUGGGUCCCUGCUAAGCAUAAAAAGGCUUCUCCUUUAGAGAAACAGUGCAGCAGAUGAUGAGAUUGUCAGCAGUUUCCCUGGUCCCACUCAGACUAGCACUUGCAACAGUAAAAACAGGUGAUUACAAAAGACUGGCUCCCAUCAUUGACAGGUACAGAACUUAGCUUUUCUCCAAGUGUAAGCAGUAGAGUCUUUCCUUGAAAAUCUGUCAAAAGAGAAACAGCUGAGGUUAGCCUUGUUCUCUAGGAAUCAGGCAGUUCCUCAGUUCCCCCACAUUCCUUCUGAUCAGCAAGGUUAAGCACACUCCUACAGGUGAGUGGGAGAUGUAGUAUGGAAUUUGACAUGAACAGAAUCAACAGUGUCAUUGGGGAUGUGAGGCCUUAGGGAAGGAGAGUAGGGGAGGUCUUCACUUCUAGUCCCUCUUGUUUGCUUUACAGCUAGGAUCUCAAAGCUAAUCUGAAGGAUACUGGUUUAAAGUGACUGCAAAAAUUCCUCUUUACCACUUUAAAAUAAGUUUUUGUGAGGUCCUUGCUAUUACUCUACUUUGGCUGAAAUGUUAAUUUGAAUCCUACUGCUGUUUUGGCAGUCAGACAUGCAGCUGUGUUUGGAGGCUAGAAACUUGGAUGCACUGGCGAAAAACAAUGCAUCUCUUACUUGUUUCAAAACCAGAACUGUAUGCAGCAGCUCAGGAUAUAGUCCUAAGAGGGGAGGUGGGAAGGCAAAAGUAGAAAGAUAGAGAAGAGGUGAGUCAUCAUGCAGCUGUAUGCGCUCUUUGCAAAAGGCCCUUCACUGCCUGAUUCAGUGCUUGAGGAACUACUGAAUAGUAGCUGCCAACACCAACCACUGCCCUAGUCUGCUGCCUUUCAUAUCACACUGUGUGAAAGGACCCUGGGUCUCUCCUGCUCCCAUGCGCUUUAUAAGCUGCGCUAUACUGCCAUCUAUUGCUGCAUGCUCUCAACAGUACAGCAAGUCUGCCUUAGUCCCCUCUUCUCCCCAAGAAAAGUGGCUGGACCUUGGGGGAGAGAGGGAGUAAAAAGCAAACAGGUUGUUUGUUUCUUAUGUAGGCCAGAAAUGGACUGCCAGAAGCUGACUGGAGCCAUGCAGAACAUGGUUUCACAAAAUUACAUUACACAAAAUCUUCCUAGCGGUUAAGAAAUUUCAUAUUCCAUUUCACUGACAUCUCACAGCCAUAUCCACUGUGUUCUGCUUUCAUUUUGCUCUGGAGUUUCAAAGCAAGAAAGAAGGUGUAAUCCUCUACUUAUAGGAAAGAAUUAUUUUUAUACUGUAGGAUUGUGUUGCUGAUUAAACUUACUACCCUAGGGAGGAAGGAGAGUCUUCUGAAUAGAUUUUAAAGGCUUGGCUAUAGCUCGAAUAAUACUUGCAUUGUCAUAGUCCAUCAAAGCAUCAUGUGGAAACAAGUUUUUCAUCUUUCACUUCUAACAGAGCAGGCAACCCCCUGGACUGGGUGAGUGAUUUAAAUUAAUCGAGAUCAAUUAACAAGUGCUCCUUUUUCCAGUGGACUGCCACCUCCUUUUAGAAUGGGAAGACUAAAUGUGACACUGUUUAUUGUUGUCUGAGAACUUGAAAUGUUUUAUACUGUAAGCUGUGAAUGUGGGAAGAGAAGGGAAGUUAACAGUGCUGAUCUAAUCUUAGAUUUUCUGUGUAAACUGACAUUGUGCCAGAUUACUGAUGCAAAACUGUAUUUUAGUCUAAGAAAUGUAUAGAUUUUUUAAUGUAUCAAA